AUGGAGUUUCUGAGCGAGAAAGUUUUCCCCUCAAGGAGCCCGCAGAGUAAAAACAGUGACUUUUACAUGGGCGCGGGAGGCGCGUUGGAGCACGUUAUGGAGACGCUGGACAAUGAGUCCUUUUACAGCAAAGGCGCGGCGGGCAAAUGCGUGCAGGCCUUCGGCCCCCGCGCCGAGCAUCACGUGCGCCUGGAGAGGACCUCGCCCUGUCAGGACGGCAGCGUGAACUAUGGGAUCACUAAAGUAGAAGGACAGCCACUUCACACUGAACUAAAUAGAGCUAUGGACAACUGUAACAGUCUCCGGAUGUCUCCCGUGAAAGGGAUGCCAGAGAAGGGAGAACUGGAUGAACUUGGGGAUAAAUGUGACAGCAACGUAUCCAGCAGUAAGAAGCGGAGACACCGAACCACCUUCACCAGCUUGCAGCUGGAGGAGCUGGAGAAGGUCUUUCAGAAAACUCAUUACCCAGAUGUGUACGUCAGAGAACAACUUGCUCUGAGGACAGAGCUCACUGAGGCCAGGGUCCAGGUUUGGUUUCAAAAUCGAAGGGCCAAGUGGAGGAAAAGAGAACGUUAUGGCCAAAUACAACAAGCUAAAAGCCAUUUUGCUGCCACCUAUGAUAUAUCAGUUUUGCCCAGGACUGACAGCUAUCCUCAGAUUCAGAACAAUUUGUGGGCAGGAAACGCGAGUGGAGGUUCUGUGGUCACGUCAUGCAUGGUGCCACGUGACACUUCCUCCUGUAUGACACCUUACUCUCACUCGCCUCGGACAGACUCCAGUUACACAGGGUUUUCAAACCACCAGAACCAGUUCGGCCACGUGCCCCUCAACAAUUUUUUCACUGACUCUCUUCUGACGGGGGCUGCCAAUGGACAUGCAUUUGAAACGAAGCCAGAGUUCGAGCGGAGGUCUUCCAGUAUCGCAGUCCUUCGAAUGAAAGCCAAGGAGCACACUGCCAAUAUUUCAUGGGCCAUGUAACAUACAGUACUCUUAUUUUUCUUUAAAUGGAAAAGUCAAACAUCCUUAUUUCUCAUAUUUAAAGGAUAUCACAAUAAGCUG
Myotis lucifugus (little brown bat) is the source of this 1059-nucleotide messenger RNA. It is a transcript of the gene ALX1, whose product is annotated as ALX homeobox 1. Gene Ontology annotation, biological process: embryonic skeletal system morphogenesis; positive regulation of transcription by RNA polymerase II; negative regulation of DNA-templated transcription. The record is from RefSeq and is a predicted model, not a curated record. Gene Ontology annotation, molecular function: DNA-binding transcription activator activity, RNA polymerase II-specific; RNA polymerase II transcription regulatory region sequence-specific DNA binding. NCBI's taxonomy places the organism in Eukaryota, Metazoa, Chordata, Mammalia, Chiroptera, Vespertilionidae.